Papaver somniferum (opium poppy) is the source of this 630-nucleotide messenger RNA. RefSeq lists its product as uncharacterized. The transcript has a single exon. The record is from RefSeq and is a predicted model, not a curated record. NCBI's taxonomy places the organism in Eukaryota, Viridiplantae, Streptophyta, Magnoliopsida, Ranunculales, Papaveraceae. The coding region runs from base 1 to 630 and encodes 209 amino acids. Gene Ontology annotation, biological process: proteolysis. Gene Ontology annotation, molecular function: aspartic-type endopeptidase activity.
AUGAUAGACGCUGGAAAGCUACAAGAGUACGUGAAAAAGGAUUUUGGGAAAGGUCCUGGACAGUUUGGCACAACACAUGUGAUUAACACACAUGUGAUUAAUGUCAGUCACGCUAGGAUCCAUUCAAUGACCAGGCGGGCAUCGGAAGAUGAGACCAGGAGAAAGCUCAGACAGUUAAAAGAAUGGUACUUGACAAAUCAUAUCGAUUUUGUCAGUGGAAAUGGAGCAGAAAUUCGGGAGCUUGAAUUCACAAAGAUCGAGUUCUCUGAAGCAGACAUGAUAGGUGUAUAUUCUCUCUACAAUGAUGUUAUCGUUAUAACUGCUUGGAUUGGAAUGUUUCGUGUACACCAGAUUCUAGUGGAUACAGGAAGCUCAGUGAGCGUGCUGUUUUCAGGAGCCUAUUCCUCUAUGAAUCUCCCACAUGACUUGGUCGAAGAGGAUGAAAAUCCAAUUAUCGGUUUUAGUGGCGAAGUUACAAAGGCGAUUGGAAAAGUUAAGAUACCUAUAACAGUGGCUGACAAGUCCGUUUUAGGCAAUUUCUUGUUACUUGAUUGUCGAUCUCCCUACAAUGUGAUUGUAGGACGAGACUGGCUGCAUGAGAUCGAUGUAGUCAUAUCCUCAUAUCAUUAA